Molecule: messenger RNA, 6056 nt
Organism: Alosa sapidissima (American shad)
Lineage: Eukaryota; Metazoa; Chordata; Actinopteri; Clupeiformes; Clupeidae
Product: NACHT, LRR and PYD domains-containing protein 12-like
Exons: 21
Coding region: 126-5201 (1691 amino acids)
Molecular function (GO): protein binding
Source: RefSeq, a predicted model, not a curated record
AAGGGACUGGCGUGACGGCGGUCCUAAAAGCGAAAGUAAAUAGUCCGACUCCGCGACAGUAAGUUUGUCUUGUAUCGAGAGCACACAGUUUGCAGCCUAAGAGAGACUCUCCCACUGCUGCUAGGAUGAGUGGCUCUCAGGAGAGAGAGGAGGCUGCAGGUCCCAGUACGAACCCCAGACUAGAGUCUGCUGCACACAGCUGUGUGCAACAAAGCAGCAAACCAACACACUCUGAUGGAGGACAACAGACGCACAGACCUCCAUCUCCAGUGCCCAGCUGUGUGUCCAUGAAGAGUGAUCAGUCCAAGGGUGAUAUGCCCACAUUCAGCAGUGAACCAGUUCCAUCUGGUCUAAAAGUACAGACGCACAGACCUCCAUCUCCAGUGCCCAGCUGUGUGUCCAUGAGGAGUGAUCAGUCCAAGGGUGAUAUGCCCACAUUCAGCAGUGAACCAGUUCCAUCUGGUCUAAAAGUACAGACGCACAGACCUCCAUCUCCAGUGCCCAGCUGUGUGUCCAUGAGGAGUGAUCAGUCCAAGGGUGAUAUGCCCAAUUUCAGCAGUGAACCAGUUCCAUCUGGUCUAAAAGUACAGACGCACAGACCUCCAUCUCCAGUGCCCAGCUGUGUGUCCAUGAGGAGUGAUCAGUCCAAGGGUGAUAUGCCCACAUUCAGCAGUGAACCAGUUCCAUCAGGUCUAAAAAUAAGACUUGCUCCCGAGGAGGGUGGUGCUGCCAGUCUCACUGAGGAACAACACACCAGCCAUGAAACAUGGAGAUAUCAGCAGAUCCACAAAUCCGACUUGCAGAAGAAGUUUCAGUGUCUGAUUGAGGGAAUCACACAGCAGGGAGACACCAGACUCCUCCAUGAGAUCUACACAGACCUCUACAUCACAGAGGGGGGAAGAGGAGAGGUCAAUGAUGAACAUGAGGUCAGACAGAUAGAGAGGGCAUCCUGGAGAGAAGCAGCACGAGGCAGAACAAUCAAAUGCAGUGACAUCUUUAAACACUUCCUGGAAAAGGAAAGACGCAGAAAAGAACACUUCCUGGAAGAGGAAAGACGCAGAAAAGAACACUUCCUGGAAGGUGAGGGAAAAAAGAAGGGCACAAUCUUUGAACCCAGACAAUACAAACCCCUCAGAACAACAGUGCUAACAAAGGGAGUGGCUGGCAUUGGAAAAACAGUCUCAGUGCAGAAGUUCAUUCUGGAUUGGGCUGAAGGAACAGCCAAUCAGGAUGUCCACUUCAUAUGUCCUCUUCCUUUCCGGGAGCUGAACCUGAUGAAGGAGAAGAAACUCAGUCUGGUGGAUCUUAUUCAGCACUUUUCCCCUGAAAUCAAAGAUUCCAGAGUCUUCUCCAGUUCAGAGUACAGAGUCAUGUUCAUCUUUGAUGGUCUGGAUGAGUGUCGAAUUCCUCCAGAUUUCCACUCCAACCCGAAGUGUUGUGAUGUGACAGAGCCAGCCUCAGUGGACGUGCUGCUGACAAACCUCAUCAAGGGUAAUCUGCUUCCUUCUGCUCUCCUCUGGAUCACCACCCGGCCAGCAGCAGCCAAUCAGAUCCCUCCUGAGUGUGUGAACCAAGUGACCGAAAUAAGGGGAUUCAAUGACCCACAGAAAGAGGAGUACUUCAAGAAGAAAAUCAGUGAUGAGAACCUAACCAGCAGAACUAUCACACACCUGAAGUCAUCUAGGAGCCUCUACAUCAUGUGCCACAUUCCAGUCUUCUGCUGGAUUUCAGCCACUGUUGUAGAGAAAACAUCAAAAGAAUCAGACAAAGUUAAAAUGCCAAGAACUCUGACUCAAAUGUACACACACUUCCUGAUGAUACAGACAGGCAUAAAAAAUGUCAAGUACACAGAGAGAAAGGAGACAGAUGAAGAGGUGAUUUUCAAACUGGGGAAACUGGCUUUCCAACAACUGCAGAGAGGCAAUCUGAUCUUCUAUGAGGAAGACCUGAGAGAGUGUGGCAUUGACGUCACAGAAGCAUCAGUGUACUCAGGAGUGUGUACUCAGAUCUUCAGAGAGGAGUCUGGGCUACACCAGGGGAAGGUGUUCAGCUUUGUGCAUCUUAGCAUCCAGGAGUUUCUUGCAGCUCUGUAUGUGUUCCUCUGCUUCAGCAACAGACAGAGAAACAUGCCUGACCAACAGCAGACCUCUCAACUCUCUGCUCUGUUCAGAGAUGCAACACUUCAUGACCUACACAAGACCGCAGUGGACCUGGCCUUACAGAGUAAGAAUGGACACCUGGACCUUUUCCUCCGCUUCCUUCUGGGCCUCUCACUGGAGUCCAAUCAGAAUCUCUUAAAGCACCUACUGCCACAGAGCAGUAGCCAUUCAAAUAGCUCAGAGCAAACAGUCCAGUAUGUCAAACAGAAGAUCAGAGAUCAGAGGAGCUCAGACAGAAGGAUCAACCUGAGAGAAAGAGAUUCAGACAGAUAUGAAAGUGAAGAUGAAGAUGACUCAGACAGAUAUGGAUAUGAAGAUGAAGAUGACUCAGACAGAUAUGGAUAUGAAGAUGAAGAUGACUCAGAUAGAAGGAUCAACAUGUUCUACUGUCUGAAUGAGCUGAAUCACCAUGCAGUAGUAGAGUACAAAAUGAGCUCAGAAGAUCUGCAUGUAGAGACACUCUUACCAGGAGAGUGGGGGACUAAGUUAUGGAAGACGUUUAAGAUGUCAGAAGAGCAGCUGGCUGAGUUUGACCUGCAGAAGUACAUAAAGACACCAGAGGAAGAUCAGACUGAACUCCUCAGUCCAGAUGAAGUUCUUCUGAAGGUGCUCCCAGCAGUCACAUCAGCUCUGCUUGCUGAAUGCACCCUUACAGAGAAGUCCUUUGAAAGUGUGGCUACUGUUCUACAGUCACCAAACUCCCUGAUAGAGCUGGACCUGAGUCAAAUUAACCUAAAAGAUUCUGGAGUUCAGCUUCUCUCUAAGGGACUGUCUAGUCCCCACUGCAAACUGCAGACAUUAAGGCUCAGUAAUUGUGGUAUCGCAGAUGAAGGUCAUCCUGGAGAAUCAGCACAGAAGCUGUUCUCUGCUAUACUUGAGAAUCCUCAUCAUAAAGUUGAAGCACUUCGAUUUGCUGACUGUAAACUCCCAGAGAAGUCCUGUGGAAUUGUGGCUACUGUUCUACAGUCACCAAACUCCCUGAUAGACCUGGACCUGAGUCACAAUGACCUGGGAGAUUCUGGAGUUCAGCUUCUCUCUAAGGGACUGUCUAGACCCCACUGUAAACUGCAGACAUUAAGGCUUGCUGAAUGCACCCUUACAGAGAAGUCCUUUGAAAGUGUGGCUACUGUUCUACAGUCACCAAACUCCCUGAUAGAGCUGGACCUGAGUCAAAUUAACCUAAAAGAUUCUGGAGUUCAGCUUCUCUCUAAGGGACUGUCUAGUCCCCACUGCAAACUGCAGACAUUAAGAUUUGCUGACUGUAAACUCCCAGAGAAGUCCUGUGGAAUUGUGGCUACUGUUCUACAGUCACCAAACUCCCUGAUAGACCUGGACCUGAGUCACAAUGACCUGGGAGAUUCUGGAGUUCAGCUUCUCUCUAAGGGACUGUCUAGACCCCACUGUAAACUGCAGACAUUAAGACUUGCUGAAUGCAAACUUUCAGAGAGGUCCUGUGGAAUUGUGGCUACGUUUCUACAGUCACCAAACUCCCUGAAAGAGCUGGACCUGAGUCACAAUGACCUGCAAAAUUCUGGAGUUCAGCUUCUCUCUAAGGGACUAUCUAGUCCCCACUGUAAACUGCAGACGUUAAGGCUUGCUGACUGUAAGCUCACAGAAAAAAUGUGUGAGACUGUAACUUCAGUUCUACAGUCACCAAACUCCCUGCUACAGCUGGACGUGAGUGACAGUGACCUGGGAGAUUCUGGAGUUCAGCUUCUCUCUAAGGGAUUGUCUAGACCCCACUGUAAACUGCAGACAUUAAGACUUGCUGAAUGCAAACUUUCAGAGAGGUCCUGUGGAAUUGUGGCUACGUUUCUACAGUCACCAAACUCCCUGAAAGAGCUGGACCUGAGUCACAAUGACCUGCAAAAUUCUGGAGUUCAGCUUCUCUCUAAGGGACUAUCUAGUCCCCACUGUAAACUGCAGACGUUAAGGCUUGCUGACUGUAAGCUCACAGAAAAAAUGUGUGAGACUGUAACUUCAGUUCUACAGUCACCAAACUCCCUGCUACAGCUGGACGUGAGUGACAGUGACCUGGGGGAUUCUGGAGUUCACCUCCUCUCUAAGGGACUGUCCAGUUCCAACAGCAUACUGCAGAUAUUAAGGCUUGCUGGUUGUAAACUCACAGAUACAUCUUGUGAGGUUGUGGCUUCAGUUCUACAGUCACCAAACUCCCUGCAACAGCUGGACUUGAGUGACAAUGACCUGGGGGAUUCUGGAGUCCAGCUUCUCUCUAAGGGACUGUCCAGUUCCAACUGCAAAAUACACACAUUAAGGCUCUCUGAUUGUCUCAUCUCAGAGAAGGGUUGUGGUUUUCUGGCUGCAGCUCUGACCUCAACCCCCUGCUAUAUAAGACAGCUGGAUCUAAGUUACAAUCAUCCCAGAGAAUCAGGACUGAAGCUGUUAUCUGCUAGACUGGAGGAUCCUGUCUGUAAACUGGCGAUACUUAGAACCGACCAUGCUUCAUUAAGCAAAGCACGACCACGCUUGCUGAGAUAUGCCUGUGAUCUCACACUGGACCCAAACACAGCACACAGAAAUCUCUCUCUCUCUGAGGGGAACAGAAAGGUGACAUAUGUGAUGAAGCAGCAGCAGCCGUAUCCUGAACACCCAGAGAGAUUUGACUCCACAUGGCAGGUGUUGUGUAGAGAGGGUCUGACUGGACGCUGCUACUGGGAGGCUGAGUGGAAUGGAGAUGUUGGAGCUGAUAUAUCUGUGGCCUAUAAAAGCAUCGAGAGGAAAGGGGGCAGUGCUGACGUCACAAUGGGAGGGAAUGCCAAGUCCUGGAGUCUGAACUGCUCUGAUUACAGUUACUCUGUCUGCCACAAUAAGAAAGAUACUGACAUACCUGCCCCCUCCUCCCGCUCCAGAACAGUAGGAGUUUACCUGGACUGGCCGGCCGGCACUCUGUCCUUCUACAGCGUCUCCACUAACACACUCACCCACCUGCACACGUUCCACUCCACAUUCACUGAGCCCCUCUAUCCAGGGUUUGGGGUUUAUUAUUAUGGCUCCUCAGUGUCCCUGCGCAAGAUCACAUGAGCUCGUCCUCCAACAGCACGUCCACAUGUCACCCUUUCUCUCUACUCCCCCUCUCUUCUCUUCCCCUCUGUCCGUCUCUCAUUCCCCUCCCUUCCUCUCUACCUCUCUGUCUUUCCUCCCGCUCUCCUCCACUCUGUCUCUGUUCUCUUUUCCCCUCUUCCACUCCUCUUUCAUUCGCUCUCUGUCCUCCCUUUCCCCGUCACCCUUUCUCUCUAUCCUCAUUCUCUACUCCCCCUCCCUUCUCUCUACAGCAUCGGAUUUGUGUGUGUGUGUGUGUGUGGUUUGUUUAACACUGCUGUCUAUUUAAUCAACUGCUAAAGUUCAGACUUCAUCAAAUCAAGACAUUGCAACAUUCCGCAGUAACCAUGUAACCGUAGCAACAUCCAUUGUGUUGCUUGAUCUGUGGCCCUGGAAGUUGAGCAGGGCUUGUUACUAUGGCAAUAGUUCCAGGCCAUAGACUGUAGAAAAAAACUGCAGGAACUGCAGGAAAACUCCAGUCACACACUCCUGUUCAUACACAUGUGUAAUGUAUGUGUGUAUUCAAUUAUAUAAUUACUGUUUUGCUGAAACUAAACAAAUGCUGAUAUUGCUUUCUUUAUAUUAUGCUCUUCUCCUAAAAUGAAUGUGUGGAUUAUGAGAAUGUUUCAACAACAAUAAUAUGAUGUAUUCUGUUCUCCCUAAAGUUUAGUUAUUUGCUGAAUUUCUUUGAAAAAUGAAUUGCUGAUCUGAGGUGUCAGUGUUUCUAUAUGUGUUGGCAUAAAAAAAAAACAUGCUUGUUUUUCUGACUUAAAAUAUGUAAAUAAAAUGUGUUCCUGACUUUUAAGCUUAAAUGUCUAAAUAAAGAUUCUGAAAGGA